Molecule: messenger RNA, 1776 nt
Organism: Lodderomyces oxycetoniae
Lineage: Eukaryota; Fungi; Ascomycota; Pichiomycetes; Serinales; Debaryomycetaceae
Exons: 1
Coding region: 1-1776 (591 amino acids)
Biological process (GO): basic amino acid transport; transmembrane transport
Cellular component (GO): fungal-type vacuole membrane
Molecular function (GO): basic amino acid transmembrane transporter activity
Source: RefSeq, a predicted model, not a curated record
AUGUCAGGAGAAGGAGCGACGGAAGAUACGAACCAAACUCGGUUCCCGCACUUGGCUCCUAACAUAAUACAUGACCCAUCAGCAGAAACUUCAGGUCUUAUAGCAGGGGAAUUAGCUGCUGAGGACGGUUCGAUGAUUUCUCGCGAUAAUUUAAUAUCCCACACUUAUGGAUCAGUUAGUCACGGUGAACUACCAAAGAACUAUGCAAUAGAUGAUCCUCACGGAGGGUAUGCAUUACCAAAGGCACAACUAUAUACAGUUGUAUCAAGUUUGUUUAUGGCCUCCUAUUUAGCUGCAUUGGAUGCAACUGUAGUAACUACUUUGCUUUCGUUUAUUGCUUCGGAACUACACGCAGUUCAAAAUAUCUCAUGGAUAGCUACUGCCUAUUUGUUAUCAUCGGCAGCAUUUCAGCCGAUAUUUGGCAAGAUAUCAGAUAUUUUUGGCAGAAAGUUAUUAUUGAUUGGAUGCUGUUUCCUUUUUGGAUUAGGAUGUUUGAUAUGUGUAACUGAUUCGUUAGUUUGGUUGGUUAUAGGAAGAUUUGUUACCGGUAUUGGUGGAUCCGGUUUGACUUCGAUUGGAACCAUGGCCAUGUCCGACUUGAUCCCACUAAGAGACCGUGGAUUGUACCAGGGACUAGCUAAUAUUUUCUUUGGCUUGGGCUCGGCAUCAGGCGGUAUCAUUGGUGGUAUUAUUGCAGAUACUUUGGGUUGGAAAUACGUUUUUGCUUUGCAAGUGCCGUUAGCGGUAAUUGUUGGGGUUGCAAUUCAAUUCAACUUGAAUUUGCCACAAGGAUCUCCAGGUUUGGGAGCUCAUGGACAAGAUAUUUGGCAAAAAUUGAAAAGGGUUGAUUUUUUGGGAAGUAUUUUUUUGAUUAGCUCAUUGAUGAUGUUUUUGACUGCUGCGUCGUUGGGCGGUAAGGAAAUCUCAUAUACUUCGAAUUCGUUCCUAUUAAUGACUGGUGGAAGUGGUUUAUUUUUUGCUGCUUUUGUUUUUACUGAAAUAUACAUUAGUGAGGAGCCAAUUAUACCAAUUGAGCUACUAGGCAAUAGAACUGUUUUGGCAUCAUCGUUGACGAACUGGUUCUACACAAUGGGUGUAUUUACCACCUUGUUCUAUGUUCCAGUGUUUUACACCUCAGUGAAAAACCUCACUGCGAGUCAAAAUGGGUGGAGACUAGUUCCAAAUUUCCUUGGUGUCUCAUUUGGCUCUGUAGGAGCUGGCUACUAUAUGAAGAAAACCGGUCGUUACUAUAAGCUCGCAAUUGGAGCAGGUAUAUUAUCUGUUGCGGGUGUUUUCAAAAUAACCCUUUUAAACACCUCGACACCAACAUGGCAACAAUACCUUUUAUUGAUACCACUGGGUUUGGGGUACUCUUGUAUGCUAACUGUAACAUUACUUGCGUUGAUUGCAGCAACGCCAAAAAAAUUCCAAGCAUGCACAACAUCUAUACAGUAUACUUUUAGAUCUACAGGAUCUACGUUGGGUGUAUCAAUAGCCUCAGCAAUCUUCAUGAAUGUAUUGCUGCAACAAUUGACCAAAAAUGUAAGUGCAAUAAUUUCAGACCCAAAAUUAGCAAAAAGGGUUAUUUCCCGAGCACUUGAUAGUACCAGUUAUGUCAAUGAAGCUCCUAAAUACGUAAGAGGUGCUAUUCGAGACUCAUACGAAGCUGGAUGUAAAGGUACAUUUUAUUUUGCUUUAUUGACUAUUUUCUUGGGUUUCGUUUCUUCGUUGUUUAUGAGGGAACACAGAUUGCACACCAGUAUUAACAGAGACUAA